AUGGCGAAAUGUUUGAUUUCGGCCACGUUGCGCACCUCAUUGGAUUCCAAGUGUCUGGACAAGCUCAUAGUCAGUUCAGACAAUGACAUCAUCAUUAUGAAUGAUGGGCCCACCAUCCUGAAGAUGAUGGAUGUGGACCACAAGGUGGCCAAGCUGAUGGUUCAGGCCUUGAAUGAAUGGGGCAUCCCCCCCAUUUGGAUCAAGUUGGUGGCCAAAUGUGUUAUGGAACAUUUAGAAUCCAUGGCUAAUUGCUUUGAGGUGAACCCCAAGAAUCCCAAGAACCUGAUCCAAAUGGUCAUGACCGCAUUAGGCUCAAAGGUCAUUAACAAGUGUCAUUGCCAGAUGGCCAAGAUUGCUGUGCACACUAUUUUGUUGAUGACCUUGAUUCCCAGUACUGACAGAUUCUGA
Messenger RNA from Tigriopus californicus, 408 nucleotides. Its product is annotated as T-complex protein 1 subunit epsilon-like. Gene Ontology annotation, cellular component: chaperonin-containing T-complex. The record is from RefSeq and is a predicted model, not a curated record. The transcript has 3 exons. The coding region runs from base 1 to 408 and encodes 135 amino acids. Gene Ontology annotation, molecular function: ATP binding; ATP-dependent protein folding chaperone. NCBI's taxonomy places the organism in Eukaryota, Metazoa, Arthropoda, Copepoda, Harpacticoida, Harpacticidae. Gene Ontology annotation, biological process: protein folding.